CGCCGCCGGUGGUGGCGGCGGACGCCGUUCUCGCCGUCGUCGACGGGGCCAUCGCGAUCGUAGCCUUCUUACAGUUAUUAAGAAUUCACUUACGCAAUCAACAACUUGGAUGGACUCGCCAAAAGAUAUUCCAUGUCAUGAUUGGCUCAUCCAACGUAGGUUUUUUGGCAUUUUUCUUAUGUACCAUUGUUGCUACCUGUGAAGGUUGGGGGUGUUGGUCUCAUGGUUGUGGGUUUAUUCUCAUGGCUUGUCCACAAAUAUUGUUUUUAGCUGCAUUUCUUCUCCUCUUGUCUUUUUGGGUUGAUCUGUGUCACCAAACAAACGACGAAGAAGAGGAAGAUGAUGAACAUACUUACAAUGAAGCUUUGUUGGACAAAAGAAAAAAUAAACCAGGUGCGAUGCAUGCUGAUGUUCGUAGACGAUGCUGCUCAUUUCGAUCAAUUCAUGUUGGAAGCCGGCAAAAGUUUGUGAUCUUGGUUGUUGUGCUGAUAUUUGUCUUAAUGGCUGCAUUUGCUGUUCUGAUCUGGGUUGGUAGAGGAAGAAAUCAGAUUGAUUCCUCGCUCGUGGCAAGGGUUUAUCUGGACAUCUUUUCUGCAGCUAUCCUUCUACUAGGUGGUGCUUUUGCAUGCUAUGGGUUUCUGUUAUUCUCAAAGAUGAGCAAAGUACGGUCUGAAAUGGUCUCAGCUGAAAUGUGGAAGGUCGCAAGUUUAGCUGCUGUGUGUCUUGUAUGUUUCACAUCCUCAUCUAUUCUAGCGCUUGUUACAAAUGUUCCGUUGCAGGUGCUCUCCUAUUGGCCAUCUAAGCACUUCAACAGCAUUGGAAGUUCGGUCUUCAUGUUUCUCUAUUAUCUUUUUGGUUCGUCGGUGCCGUCAGCAUUUGUGUUAUGGGUCAUGAGAGAUAUGCCACCUCGGCUUUCAACGGAUAUACCGACACACUCAAGGGUGGUAACUUUGUUCACAGAUAGAGCUACAACUACACAAUAUCCUCAGUGGCGGACCGCUGUCACGUCCUCGCAGAGCCCUUAAAGCAAGCCCAAUAUAACCGGUGAAGCCCAGUGAAUGUCGCAUUCCCUCUGUGUGCACUAUGAGUAGUUAUUUUGUACUUCGUUGGUCGAUCAGAAGCUUGAAAACCGACGGUCAAGUACGGAGCGAAGAAUCGCUGUUUCAGGAUGAAAAAAUAACUGAAACGUGUAGAAAGGCCUACGGAAGCUGUGGUGUUCUUGUUAGAUGGGUUGCGGGUUAUGAAGUUAAUCCAACGGCCGGAAACCAUGGUUUGAAUCUUCGAUUACAUGUACAUAAUAAUAACUGGAGAAGUACGGAUGUUCGUGGUUUAUUUGUGACCUAACCUAGUUCUAAUGGCCAUACCUUUUCUUCCAUGUUCUUGAAAUUUUAUUUUGUGCUUCUUAAUCAUAUUUCACUGCUUGGAUUA
This is a messenger RNA of Ananas comosus (pineapple), 1428 nucleotides long. Its product is annotated as tobamovirus multiplication protein 1. NCBI's taxonomy places the organism in Eukaryota, Viridiplantae, Streptophyta, Magnoliopsida, Poales, Bromeliaceae. The transcript has 13 exons. The record is from RefSeq and is a predicted model, not a curated record. Bases 138 to 1025 code for a protein of 295 amino acids.